UUCGCAGACACAAUAAUGUCAAAAGUCGAGUGACAAACAUAAUUUCUCUCAUCUUUUAUUAAUUUGGAUAAUUUUUUUAGACUAACUGAACGUUAAUAAAUUUCAAAAUGAGUACUUGUAACGUAAGAGAACCACAACACACAGUUUCAGGAGACUGGACAUCAAGAUCAACAAAAUCUUUAGCAACAACCCGGUCUUCAUCACCCAGCAGAGGAGAAGCAAUAUUUCACAAGUAUAUGGAGCUUAUACACUCCAAGUCUAAUCUUUCUGUGGAAGCUAAUAAAGCAGAGCCUAACGAUCGUCCAUUUGAUUUUUUCGACGAUGAGGAAUUUGCUUUUGGAAUCAAUUUACUUAACAAUAAUGUUGCUUGUGUCGGUGACAACAUUACUAAACUCAUCCAAAUGGCUCAAGAACCAUGGCCGGACAACGUGAAACUGUUUCAGCCUUACGAAGUGGAGCAGAUACUGCUGCCAGACAACGCCAGCUGUCUCGCUGUACAGGCCUUCUUAAAGAUGUGCAACCUACCGUUUGAAGUGGAGAUGAGAUGGAAUGCAGAGUUCAUGUCACCUUCGGGGCGGGUCCCCUUCAUCAAAUGUGGUGCGUUCGUGGUGUCGGAGUUGGAGCCCAUCGUCCAGUUUGCUGCGAACAAGGGAGUGUCACUGUGUGGGAAACUAAGCACCGAAGAGAAGGCGGAAAUGAGAGCCUACAUGAGUUUAAUCACCAAUGUACUUGUUAAUGCUGAGCUCUACAUAUCGUGGGUGGACAACGAGACCUUCAACGCAGUGACCAAGGUGAGGAACUCCUCAGUGUACCCCUGGCCGCUGGGGUGGUUGCAGACCCGGGCCAAGAGGAACGCCGUCAUCAAGCGGCUGAAGGCACUGCACUGGUAUGACAAGACCAUCGACCAGGUUCUCGCCGAUGUAGAACAAUGCUGCAACUCUUUGAGUCAGCGGCUGGGUGACAAGGAUUACUUCUUCGGGAGUUCCCCAACCCCCCUAGACGCCUUAAUAUUCGGACAUAUGAGGGCGAUCCUAAUGUCGUCCGGAGCUAGGGCAGGCGCCCUAAUCAAGCGUAUCACCAGCCCCUUACUAAGGCACUUGUUGAGGUGUAUCAAUGUGACCCAUAUGUCGCUGACGACCCAAGAAGAGUACCUAAUAACCCAAGCCUUCCAAAUAAUUCCUCGCCGGCGACUCUCCCCCGAACGCACCGCGUCUGAACGAAGCACGAGAAUCAAACGCUCCCGUAUGAGCAUCAGGAAUACAAGCAAAGAUACCAUUAAUUCCAAUAGCAAUAAGGACGUUUUUGGCUUCAAACCAUUUGCGUCUAAACAAAUAAUAAUAAUGACAUCAAAAGAAAACGAGUCCUCAACGAAAAUCGAUACCGCCGCCGUCGUCGAUCCCGAAGUAACCAAAUCGAUUAACGAAAUAAUCGACGACGUACUCGAUAAAGUUGACAAGGUUGUAAUCGAUGAUAUUCCAGAGAAAAUCGAUUUGGAUAACGAGAAAAAUGACGCUUUCGAAAUCAUCGCUUAUCCGAAAACGAUGACUGAAUCGAAAAUCGAUUCUGUCGAUGCGAAAGUGAACGAUUAUUUGGAUACGAUUGAAGAAAACGAUUUGACUGAUACGACUAACUCGUUAGAAAUGACUUUGGACGAAGGAAUGCACAUCGUCAAUGACGAUGACUAUGCUCACAUUGAUGAUCCAGUGGAUGUGAAGUCUUUAACUGAUGAUUCCGUUUCGCGGAAGAUUGCAGUCGGUGAUGGCAUUAACAGUGGCAGUUAUGUGAUUCCCACUGAAAUUGGUGAUUUUAACUGUAGCGACAAAGAGUCUACCGGGGAUUCCUCGGAUAAAUCCCCAUUCGCGCGUACCCCUUCUUCUACAGAUUCUAAAAUGACGCUUAAACUGCCAAGCAACGAGGAAAUAAGUGUUGAGAGUCUACUGAAUUAUCUGCGCCAGAGAAACGCGGUUUACAAGUAUAAUACAGUGGCCGAUAUCGAUUAGACACUACGACAACACACUACGCCGAUUCGGGUUGAACGAAACGACUUACCCGAAAUUGCGUAUUACUAUUUUGUGAUGAAGAAUAAUUUCUGCUUUAGUAUUUAUAAUAUUUUAAAGGAUAAAUUAUUAUAUGUUUUUAUAGUAAUAUUUCACAGUAAUUUUAAACAUGUAAAAAUAUUUAUAUUUUUUAUUGGGGCGAUUCAGAGUAUUUUCAAUUGAAACCAAUGGCCUCGGUAAAACGGUCGAUUUUCCUAUUGAAUCACACCUGUUAUAGUGAUAUAGUUAUAUAUAAAUGACAAUUUAGUGGUAAUUUUCAAUAAAUGAAUACGAGGCCCUAGUUUCGAUUUUUGAUAGGGAAAUUUUCGAAAUUUUGAGUAAAAUUUGCAAUUGUACGUUAGAAAUACAAGUUUGUAAUACAAAA
Molecule: messenger RNA, 2421 nt
Organism: Spodoptera frugiperda (fall armyworm)
Lineage: Eukaryota; Metazoa; Arthropoda; Insecta; Lepidoptera; Noctuidae
Exons: 10
Coding region: 108-2000 (630 amino acids)
Biological process (GO): mitochondrion organization
Cellular component (GO): SAM complex
Source: RefSeq, a predicted model, not a curated record